This is a messenger RNA of Puntigrus tetrazona (Sumatra barb), 2922 nucleotides long. Its product is annotated as interleukin-9 receptor. The transcript is spliced from 9 exons. Gene Ontology annotation, cellular component: external side of plasma membrane. Lineage: Eukaryota; Metazoa; Chordata; Actinopteri; Cypriniformes; Cyprinidae. Gene Ontology annotation, biological process: immunoglobulin mediated immune response; cytokine-mediated signaling pathway. The record is from RefSeq and is a predicted model, not a curated record. Gene Ontology annotation, molecular function: cytokine receptor activity; protein binding. The coding region runs from base 239 to 1372 and encodes 377 amino acids.
UAAACGUCUGAAACGUGUCAGAAAAUAUGCUGAUCUAAAUGGCCAAGUGUGAAAAGAUUGGAGAUGAAGACAAAGAUACAAUCUGAUAAAAAGAUCGAACGGCUGAUAGACUCUCUCAUCAAAAGGCUGACAAAAAAGUAGGCAGUGCAGAGACAGGGAGGGAGAAAGAAAGAGAAAACUGCGCAACUAAUGCAAUCUUUCAUCUGCGUGUGAAACCAGAAAUAACAACAGUGUGCGAAUGCAGGUUAAAGUGAACAUGCAUUGCUUUCCUUUCAUCCUGACAUUGGUUUGUUUCUCUGAUAUUUUGGUGAAUUUUAUAACUUGGGGUGAACAGUACAGUCUGGAGUGUCUGAGUAAUUAUUUAUCCAAUAUUACCUGCUCUCUGAACAUCUCGGCUGAGUCUCUGGGACAUGAAUCGUCCUACUGGCUGCAAUUCAGCGCUAACGACGAAUGCCAUGACUGCGUACUGAAGAUGGGAGAACAGUCGUUCACGUGCGAAUUGGAUUUAUCACCGCAUGUGAUUUUCUCCGAUGUGGACAGCUACAGGAUCUCCCUCCAUUCUGGUUACCAUGGCAACAACUUCUCCGUCGUACUAGAUGCUGACUUCAUGCCUAUUAAACACAUUCGUCCAGUCCCUCCGUCUAACCUGUCGCUGCUCUGGGAGAAUGACAGGGCUCUUUUCCAGUGGCACAGUGGAUAUGAUGAUUACAUUCUCCUCAUACCCCACUUACAGUACCAGCUCGGCAUUUACAGUCAACACAAGCUGUACGAGGUGGAAACUGUAGAGCAGCAGGUGUAUGUGGACGAGUUUAGAUUUGAGCCUCACACAAAUUACGUAAUUCGAGUGAGAUCACGGCCAGAUCAAGAGGAUUAUAAAGGCGUGUGGAGUCCGUGGGCCCCUGCGUUACACUGGAGAUCAUUGGACAUUCACAACGAGACUCCUGGAAGAUCUUUCCAUAUUGCCUGGUAUCUACUGCUUUCGCCGUUGCUGCUGGUUCUUCUGUCCUGUAUCCCAUUCGCUAGAUGGAGGAAGAAUGAUUAUAUACCAUCACCAGCACCGUAUUUCAGAGACUGGGACGUAGAUGUUCAGCUCCGUUCGAAGCUCUCAGGUAAUUUGAGAGAUAUAAUGCAGGGGGAGGAGUCUCUGCAGAUUGACAUGCUGACAGAGAGCACAGACACGCCCCCUCAACCCACCAGCUUAUACUGUGGGAGCUUGGGAGAGAUGGAGUCUCCCAGAACGCCGCAGUCUCCUGUGGGUUCAGAGGUCGACUCGGGUUGUUGGAUUCGUGAUUUCGUCACAACUGAGAGAGGAAGUAUCACAUGCAGCGAGGACUACUGCACGCUCUCCAGCGCACACACUUACACAGUCUAACACGUGCCUGAAAGAUACUCUUCAAAAGCUUGGGGUCAGUGAGGUUUUUAUUGUUUUUUUGUUUAAAGAAAUUAGCUUUAUUCAGCAAGGACACUAACAUUAAAUUAAUCAGAAGUGGCAUUACAGUUAUUGAUGUCAAAAUAUUUCAAACUAGAAUAGAGCAGCAAAUAAGGAUCAUGUGACCCUGAAGACUGGAAUAAUGAUGCUCAAAAUUCUGCAUUGCUUUACAAGAAUGUUUUAAAAUAUACUAAAAUAGGAAAAUUAGAAGAUAAAAAAAGUCACAAAAACAUUUAAAAUCUUACCAACCCCCUUUUGAAUGGUAGUCUUUGUGUGGCACAGGUUUGGAAACGAAGCAACAUUUAAACAAUGUAUUUUUAUUUUUACAUAUUACGUAAUGUGCUAAUAUAUGCUCUUUGCACAAAAGCAUAAAAAAAUAAAUGCAUCCGCACAUGCACACCUGCUUCAACAAGCAAAUCCUGCCAAACGGCUGAACCCCAGUAGAGCUGAACACAAAAUACAUGAAGAAAUCAAGUAACAGUUUAAAAAGAUGUUAAACAAGAAAUUCACAAGUGAUUUUAUGUCAAUAGAAAUCACAUUAAAUGUAAGUAAAGUGUUUACUUUUAAGUUUUAACUAGUUUUUGGAGAUUAAAAGGUCAAAAUGUGGUUAAGAUAAUGCUAUCGUCUUUUAGUGUAACACAGUAUUUAUUUCAAAACUCAAACAUGCUUAUUCCGACUUGUACAUAUUAAAAUAUAUAUAAAAGAAUAAGGAAGCAUACAAACCUUUAGUGCGUUUUAAAGCUUUUAGUGUGUAAAACUACAACUAAUUAUUAUUUGGAGUGAAAGUAAUUAAUCUUUUAAUGUGUAAUACAUUUUUGCUGUAAAUAUACCCGACAGGUUUUUUUACACUGAAAGUCAUUUUAGUGGGUCAAUUUAAACAAACGUGUAUUUUUGGCUGAGAAAAACAUCUGUAAACCAAUUGGAUUUGUGUAUGUACUACUCAGCAUAUUUUUUUAUUAGGUAGUUUAAUUAUAUUUCAGUAAUUCAAUGCUAUAGUUUUGUGUAAACAUGCAUGUUUAAACGAUCAUUAAAGCUAUAGAAACAAAAAGGCGAGGUAACACUUUAUUUUACUGUUACACCUAUUAAUAAUUAAUAGCAUGCAUAUUACUAGAACAUUAGCCAUUUUAGUAGUAAUUCAGCACAUAUUUAUGCCUUUUUCAAUUUUACGCAACACCUAAACUUAACUUUUACUAUUAAUAAAUAACAAAUUAAGAAUUGAUUGAGGGAAAAGUAGUAUUUAAUAGUUACCUAUUCUAAACUGUUACCAAAUGCAAUACAUAUGAUCUUUGAUACAUCAGCUAAUAUUCGGCAUCAAGGAUGACUUUGGCCACACACACCUUACCCUUUUUAUGUUUUCAGUGAGUCAUGAGCAUUAAACCACGGUGACAAGUUUAAACACCCCUCCAUCGAGCUGUUUUUAAACACAAGAAUGCAUCGGAUAUAUAAAAAACACGUCUGAUCAGGAUACACACACACACACACACACACACACA